Crotalus tigris (Tiger rattlesnake) is the source of this 834-nucleotide messenger RNA. RefSeq names its product plasma membrane calcium-transporting ATPase 2-like. Gene Ontology annotation, cellular component: membrane; intracellular membrane-bounded organelle. Gene Ontology annotation, molecular function: ATP binding; ATP hydrolysis activity; PDZ domain binding. Lineage: Eukaryota; Metazoa; Chordata; Lepidosauria; Squamata; Viperidae. Gene Ontology annotation, biological process: regulation of cytosolic calcium ion concentration. The record is from RefSeq and is a predicted model, not a curated record. Bases 1 to 714 code for a protein of 237 amino acids. The transcript is spliced from 4 exons.
AUGACUUGGCUGUUGAGAGAACCUCCUCUUCCAAACAUUGAACGCCUCAAGCAAGAAGGAGCAUUUCCUCAGGAUCCUCUAGAAAAUUCAGGAAGCAGAGGACUGAGGAAAGGCCUCCUGAAAGGGACUCUGCAUGUUGAUAAGUUCCUCUUUUAUCUGUUGGAAGUGUGUGGAGAAGCAAAGGGCAGUGCAGAAGAUGAAGGCGAGGCUCAGGCUGGCUGGAUUGAGGGAGCAGCCAUCCUCUUCUCAGUUAUUAUUGUGGUAUUGGUCACAGCCUUCAAUGACUGGAGCAAAGAGAAACAAUUCCGGGGUCUGCAGAGUCGCAUUGAGCAGGAGCAGAAGUUUACUGUCAUCCGUAAGGGACAAGUGAUCCAAAUUCCUGUAGCUGAGAUUGUGGUUGGAGACAUUGCUCAAAUCAAAUAUGGGGACCUGUUGCCAGCAGAUGGCAUUUUGAUCCAAGGAAAUGAUUUGAAAAUUGAUGAGAGCUCUCUGACUGGGGAAUCUGACCAAGUGAAGAAAUCUUUGGAUAAAGACCCUAUGUUGCUUUCUGGCACUCAUGUAAUGGAGGGCUCUGGUCGAAUGGUGGUGACUGCUGUGGGUGUCAACUCACAGACUGGAAUAAUUUUUACUCUUCUGGGUGCCGGAGAAGGGGACGAGGAAAAAAAGGUCAAGAAAGGUAAGAUUCAUAAGCCAUUCUUUAUGUUGGUAGCAUGAAGUUCCUUAGUGGACUGACAUUGGAAGUUUUUGAGUUUUAUAAGGAAAACAAAACCCUGAAGGUUCAAGCAUCUUAUUGUAAACUCAAUAUGUAAUCAGUACAGUGCAUGCCAGAGAUUA